AUGUGAGAGAUGGGAAGAGAGAAGGACGCUAAAGGAGAAGGGAAGGCCAAGCACAAAGCAACGAAACUGAAAAGGCUGAGUGAUCAUGCAAGCGCCGGUGCUGGGGGAGAUACGCUCAUGAACAGCGCAAAGCCAACUAAAUCUACAGAGAAAGCUGAUAAUGGAAAGUCUAAAAACAAGGUCAAGACACCUAAGACAGAGACCCUGGAGUCAGCCAACAGUCCCAGCAAGUUGGUGAAACAGGAGCCAGAGGAUGAGGACUUUACUGUGAAGAAGAAGGGGUUGAAAAGGAAAAGAAUUAAAGAUGAGCCCAUGGAAGGCCCUUCACUUUCCACUGCCACACCUACCUCUAAGAAAAAAAACAAGCAACAUGGGCAGGAAGACAAAACUGAUGGAGAAGCGCAGAAAAAGAAGUCAACGAAGAGAACAGAAAAGCUGGUAAAGAAAGAGGAAGAAGAGCAUUCAGCCUCAAAAAAACCUAAGAGGACAAAGGAGGAGAUUGAGGAGGCAAGACAGAUGAAGAUCAAAAAGAAGGAGGAGGAGGAGCAGAAUCGCUGGCGAUGGUGGGAAGAAGAAAAGUAUGAAGAUGGGGUGAAAUGGAAGUUCCUGGAACACAAAGGACCCUACUUCCCUCCUGACUACCAGUCUCUACCUGACAACGUUCACUUUUACUACGAUGGUAAGAAGGUGAAGCUGAGCCUGGCAGCUGAGGAGGUGGCGCUGUUCUUUGCCCAGAUGUUGGACCACGAGUACACCACCAAAAAGGUCUUCAGGGAGAACUUCUUUAAAGAUUGGAGGAAGGAAAUGACCCAUGAGGAGAUGUCACUGAUUAAAGAUCUUGACAAAUGCAACUUUGGAGACAUUCAUGCCAUGCAUAAAGCCAAGGUGGAGGCCAGGAAAAACAUGACCAAGGAGGAGAAACAGGUUUUGAAAGAAGCUAAUCAGAAGAUAGUGGAUGAGUAUGGCUACUGUUUGCUGGACCACCACAAAGAACGUAUAGGCAACUUUAAGAUUGAGCCUCCAGGGCUGUUCAGGGGUAGAGGCGAACACCCCAAACAGGGAAUGCUGAAGAAAAGGAUCCAGCCAGAGGAUGUCAUCAUCAACUGCAGCAAAGAAUCAUGUGUCCCGGUGCCGCCUGCUGGUCACCACUGGAAGGAGGUACGACAUGACAACACAGUGACGUGGCUGGCCAGCUGGACUGAAAACAUCCAGGGCUCCAUUAAAUACAUCAUGCUCAAUGCCAACUCAAAACUCAAGGGAGAGAAGGACUGGGAGAAAUAUGAGGUUGCUCGGAAACUGAAGACAUGUGUGGACGACAUCCGUAACCAGUACCUCCAGGAUCUCAAGUCUAAAGAGAUGGGCACUCGUCAGAGAGCUGUGGCCCUCUACUUCAUAGACAAGCUGGCGCUGAGAGCUGGUAAUGAGAAGGAGGAAGGAGAGACGGCAGACACAGUGGGCUGCUGCUCGCUACGAGUCGAACACAUCACUCUGCAUGAGCAACUGGAAGGCAACGAGUGUGUGGUGGAGUUCGACUUCCUGGGUAAAGACUCCAUUCGCUACUACAACAAGGUCCCUGUCAUCAGGAAGGUUUUUAAGAAUCUUAAACUGUUCCUCGAGAACAAGCAACCUGGAGAUGACCUCUUUGACCGCCUUAAUACAAGCAUGCUGAACAAGCAUUUGAGUUCCCUAAUGCUAGGUCUUACUGCGAAGGUCUUCAGGACAUAUAACGCCUCCAUCACCCUGCAGCAGCAGCUCAAAGAGCUCACAAACAAGUCUGACAAUGUGGCAGAGAAAUUGCUGUCCUACAACAGGGCUAACAGAGCAGUUGCUAUUCUCUGCAACCACCAGCGGGCGCCGCCAAAGACAUUUGAUCAGUCUAUGGCUAAUCUACAGGCCAAGAUUGAUGGUAGAAAGGAACAGCUUGCCCUAGCUAAGACGGAGCUGAAACAGGCCAAGAAGGAGGCCAAGGCCAAAGGCAGCCCAGACCCAAAGCUGCAGACGCUGGUGGAGCGGAAGAAGGCAGCAGUGAAGCGCUGUGAGGAGCAGCUGCUGAAGAUGGAGGUCCAGGCGACUGACAGAGAAGAGAACAAACAAAUUGCGCUGGGUACCUCAAAGCUCAACUAUCUGGACCCACGCAUAAGCGUGGCUUGGUGUAAAAACACAGAGGUACCUGUAGAAAAAAUCUACAAUAAGAGCCAAAGAGACAAGUUUGCCUGGGCCAUUGACAUGACAGAGGCUGACUUUGAGUUCUAACUUUAAUCUUCUAAAACUCCAGUCUCAUAAACUGACACUAUGAUGCAAUGAAGGAACCAUUCACUUUAUAUAACAUACAGUACUUUAAUGUUGCAUUUAUAAUAUGUUUGACUGCUGAUGUUGUACUUUGAGAUUGUGUGAUAUAAUCAAGCUCCAUCCUUGUGACACAUUUUGUUUACUGCUGUUCAUUUCUAUUUGAUGUUUUUGGCACUUUUGUUUGUGUAUUUUGUAUUUGUAUUAAUUUGAAUAAAGGGUUCCUAUUAUGCAGUAAAAGUAUGGUUACUAUUUGUUUAAAUGCCACGUUUGAGUGGACAUUAUUGCAAAUACCUCUAAUUCUAUAUACAUUAAAUUUGAGCUACAAACAUUUUCACCAAUAUAUAACAUUAGUUCCAAUUCCUUAUAUUUGUUGAUUGUAUAGUGUAAUACUAAAAUAUGAUUUCAAUACAUUAUAAACAAUGUAAACAAAAAAAAAAACAUG
Molecule: messenger RNA, 2731 nt
Organism: Seriola dumerili (greater amberjack)
Lineage: Eukaryota; Metazoa; Chordata; Actinopteri; Carangiformes; Carangidae
Product: DNA topoisomerase I, mitochondrial-like
Exons: 19
Biological process (GO): chromosome segregation; DNA replication; DNA topological change
Cellular component (GO): nucleolus; chromosome
Molecular function (GO): DNA topoisomerase type I (single strand cut, ATP-independent) activity; DNA binding
Source: RefSeq, a predicted model, not a curated record